UCCUUCGGUUGAUUGGUCGAGACGGUGGUGUAAAAAAUGAUCCCGUGUGCGGCACAAAGAACGGCGCCCCUGUUAAUUACAGUAAAAUGGCGCUGUCGUCUGCAGGAGGAACAAAGAAGAAAGUUUGCUAUUAUUAUGAUGGCGACGUAGGUAAUUAUUACUAUGGCCAGGGACAUCCCAUGAAACCCCACAGGAUCCGUAUGACCCACAACCUCCUGCUCAACUAUGGACUGUACAGGAAGAUGGAGAUAUAUAGACCUCACAAGGCCAGUGGAGAGGAGAUGACCAAGUACCACAGUGACGACUACAUCAAGUUCUUGCGUUCCAUCCGGCCAGACAACAUGUCAGAGCACAGCAAGCAGAUGCAGAGAUUUAAUGUGGGAGAGGACUGCCCAGUGUUUGACGGCCUGUUUGAGUUCUGUCAGCUCUCAACGGGAGGCUCUGUCGCGGGGGCAGUGAAGCUGAACAAGCAGCAGACGGACAUCGCCAUCAACUGGGCCGGAGGACUCCAUCAUGCCAAGAAGUCUGAGGCCUCUGGGUUCUGCUACGUCAACGACAUCGUCCUCCCCUCUGUUGUCUGUCCUGUCAGGUACCACCAGAGGGUCUUGUACAUAGACAUCGACAUUCACCAUGGAGACGGAGUGGAAGAGGCUUUCUUCACCACAGACCGGGUCAUGACGGUGUCCUUCCACAAGUAUGGAGAAUACUUCCCUGGUACCGGAGACCUGAGGGACAUUGGAGCAGGGAAGGGGAAGUACUACGCUGUAAACUACCCUCUCAGAGACGGCAUCGACGAUGAGUCUUACGAAGCCAUCUUCAAACCUGUGAUGGCUAAAGUGAUGGAGAUGUUCCAGCCCAGUGCAGUCGUGUUACAGUGUGGAGCCGACUCUCUCUCAGGAGACAGACUGGGCUGUUUCAACCUCACCAUCAAAGGUCAUGCUAAGUGUGUUGAGUCCAUGAAGAGUUUCAACCUGCCUCUGUUGAUGUUGGGAGGUGGAGGUUAUACCAUCCGUCGUGGCUUCUGCUGGACAGCCAGGCUGUGGCUCUGGACAGCAUCUUCCAGCCAGCCAGAGCUGCCUUACAACGAUUACUUUGAAUACUUUGGUCCUGACUUCAAGCUCCACAUCAGCCCGUCUAACAUGACCAACCAGAACACCAAUGAUUACCUGGAGAAGAUCAAACAGAGGCUGUUUGAGAACCUGCGCAUGCUGCCCCACGCCCCGGGGGUUCAGAUGCAGGCCAUCCCAGAAGACGCUCCACACCCCGACUCUGGAGAUGAGGAGGACGAGAGCCCUGACAAACGCAUCUCCAUUCGGGCCCAUGAUAAGAGGAUAGCCUGUGAAGAGGAGUUCUCCGACUCUGAGGAUGAGGGACAGGGAGGAGGGGGAAGGAGGAACGCUGCCAACCACAAGAAGACCAAACGAGUCAAGACUGAGGAGGAGAAAGAGAAGGAGGCAGAGGAGAAGAAAGAUGUGAAAGAGGAGAAAGAGACAGAGGAGAAGAUGGACACAACAGGGCCAACAGAAGAAACGAAGACGUCCUGAAGUGGGGAGCAGCAGAUAAACAGGGGCUUCCAGUUGUGAAUCUAAUCCAUCGAAAAUGGACU
This is a messenger RNA of Oncorhynchus keta (chum salmon), 1606 nucleotides long. RefSeq names its product probable histone deacetylase 1-B. The record is from RefSeq and is a predicted model, not a curated record. Gene Ontology annotation, molecular function: histone deacetylase activity. The transcript is spliced from 14 exons. Bases 87 to 1544 code for a protein of 485 amino acids. NCBI's taxonomy places the organism in Eukaryota, Metazoa, Chordata, Actinopteri, Salmoniformes, Salmonidae.